Molecule: messenger RNA, 2520 nt
Organism: Abrus precatorius (Indian licorice)
Lineage: Eukaryota; Viridiplantae; Streptophyta; Magnoliopsida; Fabales; Fabaceae
Product: beta-galactosidase 8-like
Exons: 19
Coding region: 1-2520 (839 amino acids)
Biological process (GO): carbohydrate metabolic process
Cellular component (GO): vacuole; cell wall
Molecular function (GO): beta-galactosidase activity; carbohydrate binding
Source: RefSeq, a predicted model, not a curated record
AUGAGAGGUACAGAGAUAGUGUUGGUUUUGGUUUGGUUGUUUUGUGUUGAUGCCUCUGCUUCCUUUGGCAAUGUAACGUACGAUCACAGAGCAUUGAUGAUCGGUGGGAAGCGCCGAGUCUUGAUAUCUGGUUCUAUUCAUUACCCUCGUAGCACUCCAGAGAUGUGGGAAGACCUUAUUCAAAAAUCCAAAGACGGAGGAAUAGAUGUGAUCGAGACCUAUGUUUUCUGGAACUUACACGAACCUGUUCGAGGCCAGUAUAAUUUUGAAGGGAGGGGUGAUUUGAUCAAAUUUGUGAAGACAGUAGCAGCAGCAGACCUAUAUGUUCAUCUCCGGAUUGGUCCAUACGUAUGUGCUGAAUGGAACUAUGGCGGUUUCCCACUUUGGCUGCAUUUUAUUCCGGGAAUUCAGUUCCGAACUGAUAAUGAACCAUUCAAGGCAGAAAUGCAACGAUUCACUGCUAAGAUUGUGGAUAUGAUGAAGCAAGAGAACCUCUAUGCAUCACAGGGAGGGCCUAUAAUUUUGUCUCAGGUUGAAAAUGAGUAUGGGGAUGUUGAUGGGGCCUAUGGUCCUGCUGCUAUAUCUUACAUCGAUUGGGCAGCAUCAAUGGCUACAUCUCUUGAUACAGGAGUUCCAUGGGUCAUGUGCAUGCAGGAUGAUGCUCCUGAUCCAAUUAUUAAUACAUGCAAUGGAUUUUACUGCGAUCAAUUCAGACCAAACUCCAAGACAAAACCAAAAAUUUGGACUGAGGGUUAUAAUGGAUGGUUUCUUUAUUUUGGUGGUGCUGUAGCUUACAGACCUGUGGAAGAUCUUGCAUUUGCCGUGGCGCGCUUUUUCCAGUUAGGUGGAACUUUACAAAACUACUAUAUGUACCAUGGAGGGACUAACUUUGGCCGGACAGCUGGUGGACCGUUCGUUGCUACUAGCUAUGAUUAUGAUGCACCAAUUGAUGAGUAUGGAAUUAUAAGACAGCCUAAGUGGGGCCACCUUAAAGAUGUGCACAAGGCCAUAAAGUUUUGUGAAGAAGCAUUAAUAGCUACUGAUCCAGCAAUUAUAUCUCUUGGUCCAAAUCAAGAGGCUGCAGUUUACAAGACAGGAGCCAAAUGUGCUGCCUUCCUUGCCAACAUCAACUACACAUCCGAUGCAACAGUGAAUUUUAAUGGCAAUGCAUACGAUUUGCCUGCCUGGUCUGUGAGCAUCUUACCAGAUUGCAAGAAUGUAGUGCUUAAUACUGCAAAGAUUAAUUCUGCAUCUAUGAUUUCUAGCUUCAUAACCGAUUCUUUAAAGGAAGAGGUUAGUUCUUUGGAGGAUUGUAGCCCAGGUUGGAGCUGGAUCAGUGAACCUAUUGGUAUUUCAAAGGCUGAUUCAUUCUCAAAAUUUGGAUUACUGGAGCAAAUAAAUACAACUGGUGAUAGAAGUGACUACUUGUGGUACUCAUUAAGCAUUGAUAUUGAAGAUGAUGCUGGUGUUCAAACUGUCCUUCACAUUGAAUCCCUUGGUCAUGGUCUACAUGCUUUCAUAAAUGGGAAGUUUGCAGGGAGCGGAACAGGCAACAGAGACAGUUAUAAGGUCAAUGUGGACAUCCCCAUCACACUUGUGUCUGGGAAGAACACAAUUGAUCUCCUCAGUUUAACUGUGGGACUUCAGAACUUUGGAGCUUUUUUUGAUACAUGGGGUGCGGGGAUCACUGGUCCAGUAAUAUUGAGAGGUUUGAAGAAUGGCAGUACUCUUGAUCUCUCCUCCAAGCAGUGGACAUAUCAGGUUGGCCUUAAAGGUGAAGACCUAGGUCUUCCUAGUGGCAGUUCUGGAAAGUGGAAUUCACAAUCUACCUUACCUAAGAAUCAACCCUUGACUUGGUACAAGAUAAACUUUGUUGUUCCCUCUGGCAACAACCCAAUUGCAAUUGACCUCACGGGGAUGGGAAAAGGUGAGGCUUGGGUAAAUGGGCAUAGCAUUGGACGGUACUGGCCUACAUAUAUCUCUCUAAAUAGUGGCUGUACUGACUCAUGCGAUUAUAGAGGAUCUUAUGAUGCAUCCAAAUGUCUCAAGAACUGUGGAAAGCCAUCACAGACAUUAUACCAUUUACCACGAUCAUGGUUGCAACCAAAUAACAACACUCUUGUAUUGUUUGAGGAAAUUGGAGGCAACCCUACACAAAUAUCCUUUGCUAUAAAAAUAAUAGGAAGCUUGUGUUCACAUGUAUCUGAGUCUCACCCUCCACCUGUAGACUUGUGGAAUUCAGAUACAGAAUCAGGAAGAAAAGCAGGGCCUGUACUCCCACUAGAGUGCCCUUAUCCUAAUCAAGUCAUCUCUUCCAUUAAAUUUGCAAGUUUUGGAACACCUCAAGGGACUUGUGGGAACUUCAAACAUGGACAAUGUAGCAGCAACGAGGCUCUAUCCAUUGUGAAAAAGACCUGUAUUGGAUCAAACAGUUGCAGUAUUAGAGUAUCAAUUAAUACAUUUGGCGAUCCAUGUAAAGGAGUGACAAAGAGUUUAGCCGUUGAAGCUGCUUGUACGUAG